AACACUGCUUCCUCCAGGAGAAACAUGGCGGCGCUCUGAACAGCAGCGACACUCAGAUUUAAUUCGGCAUAAAAUUGAAAACGGAGCGGACCCGGUAGGAUGUCCUGUGAGGUGGAUGUUCUGGACCACAGGUGGAACGUCACUGUCAGUGUCCCACAGCUGGACAGAUAGCAGAGGACAAACACAGAGCAACCAGUGGGGAGGAUGUUUGGGGAUCUGUUUGAGCAGGAUGAGGAGGGCCUGGGGGACUCAGGUGCAGGUGUGCACACUGGUGGGGGUAAAGAGCGUGAGCCACAGCCUCCUAGAGGUCCCAUUCAGCUGAGUGGGAUCCGGAACCAGGGUGGUACCUGCUACCUGAAUGCCCUGCUGCAGACGCUGCUGUUCACACCUGAGUUCAGAGAGCAACUGUUCAGCUUGGAGCGGUCGGAGUUGGAGGCCGAAGGAGAUGCAGGGGUGCGGGUUAUUCCACUGGAGCUGCAAAGACUGUUCGCACGGCUGCUACUUUUGGACGAACAAACAGCAUCAACAACCGCCCUAACUGACAGCUUUGGUUGGACCAACCAUGAGGAAACAAGUCAGCAUGACGUUCAGGAGUUAAACAGGAUAUUGUUUAGUGCUCUUGAAUCUUCUCUGGUUGGGACGUCCGGCAGCUCUCUGAUCCAAGAACUUUACCACGGAACGCUGGUCAACCAGAUCACCUGCAAGGAGUGCAAAAAUGUUAGCGAGAGACAGGAGGACUUCCUUGAUCUGACUGUGUGUGUGCGGGGUGUGAGUGGCCUGGAGGAGGCGCUGUGGAGCAUGUUUGUGGAAGAGGAAGUGUUUGAGGGGAAUAACUUGUAUCGCUGCAGUCGUUGUGAACGCCUUGUGUGCGCCUCCAAGGCUGCUAAGCUAAGGAAGCUCCCUCCAUUCCUGACUGUUUCUUUGCUCCGGUUCAGUUUUGAUUUUGAGAAAUGUGAGCGUUACAAAGAGACGAGCACCUACAGCUUCCCCCUCAGCAUCAACCUUCUGCCCUACUGUGAACAGUCAAGCCUGUCAGAUUCAGAGUUUUCCUAUGAGCUUUUCUCUGUAAUCAUUCACAAAGGAGGAUGCUAUGGAGGACACUACCAUGUCUACAUCAAAGACAUCGACCAGCUUGGCCACUGGGAGGCACCGGAGGAGGAUGUUAAAGAGAAGGAGAAGGUCCAGGUGAAACCUCAGAGUUUGAACGAGUUUGAUGUCACUUUAGAGGCAGAGGAUCCAAUGGCUGCACUAAUUGCAGUUAUAGCUCAGGAGCCGUCUGGAAGUGUGAUGCUGGACCAGCUGGGUCAGAAGCUGAUGGGCAGAAUUGGCUCCUCAUGGAAUAAGAAGUUUAGAAAACAGUAUGGACCAAUCAGUAAGUUCUUGCAGAGCCGUUCGGAUGUGUUCCUGCUGGUCUCAAAUGGGUCCCGUGUGACUCUGAAUCCCAAAUACACUCUUACACACUCUCACAACAACGGACAGGAGAUGGCAGAAGAGCAGCAGGGGAUGGGACCUGAUAUGGGACUGGAGGUAGAAGUGGGAAUAGAACCAGACAGUGAACUGGGAGCGGUGUCUGAUAUUGGUAAUGGAGCAGAACCUGAGAGUGGUUAUCACUGGUUUGAUCUGAAUGACUCGACGGUAACGCCAAUCAAAGAGCAGGACAUCAAGAAGCAGUUUAAGGGAAAAGAGAGUGCCUACAUGCUGUUCUACCGGAAAUGCACCCUGCAGAGACCACCAGAUGCAAAAGGAAACCCGGCCUAUAAAGUGCCCCCCCAUCUACUAGAGAUGAUCCAGGAGGAGAAUGCCAGGCUUCAGCAGAAGAGGUUGGAGUUUGAAGCCAGCAGUAACAGUGUUGAACUUCGACUCCAUCUGGCUCAUUUUUACCGAGUCCAGAACGGCGCUCUGCAGCCAGUCAGCACCAACACCUCGCCCACCAGCAUGACCUUUGACCGCAGGAAACCAGUGGGAGACCUGCGUUUGACUGUCUACCAGAUGCAGGAUCAGUGGGAGGGUGACAUGGCACUGACCAUCGCUAAACACCUGCCUGCAGGAUUACACCUGUACAACACACUCGCAGACGACCAGCAGUCUUUGUACAGUGCAGGAAUUUCUAACGGUUGUGACCUGUUUGUGUGGAAUGGGAGAGAGGUUAACGGUGUUCAGGUGCAGGUUGGAGCGGAGUGGGAGCCGGUUUUAUUGACGGUUAUGAGGCCACAGGAUGCUGGCUGUGAACCUGUAGAUGGGUCAGGCCUCCAGCGUUCCUCACACGGGUUCCCUCGGGCUCUCACACUCGACCAUGUGCGGGAGGCACUGGGCCCACAGGAGGCGCUGGUGUGCCAGGAGGAAAAGAGGGCGGGGCCAGAUGGUGGUGGGGCCAGUGGGUGGAGGGUGUGUUCCACUGAAGCCAUGCGCAAAACACUACGGGAGCUCACCCUCCGAGAUGGAGAUACCCUGUUGUUACUACCGCCAACACACACCUGCGACAGUGUGUUUAGUGUGAACGGGGAUUUGGUUACUGUAAUGACGCCCUCUGACUGUCGUUGGCUGAAAGUACAGUUUCAACUGCAAUCAGGAAUGGAGGAGGAGGAAGAGUGUCUGAUGAGGAAGAUUCCAGCCUCAGGAGACACGAUGCUAGAGGAGGUAAAGCUGAGAGCACUGGAGGAGUUGCAGCUUCAGGAGCAGUUUGCGGGUGUGCCAUGCUGUCUGAGGCAGAUGGACCGAAUGGGAAAACUAUUGCCACCAGUCCGUGAAGACCUGAGUGUGCGUGAUGCAGGUGUCAGGUUAAUGACAUCAUUAUAUUUGUGUCCUGGACCCUCUCUAAAGACUACUCAGAUAUUCCUGUACUGCAGAGUGAGCACAGCAGCAUCCAGUGUUCCAGAGCUGGAGCUCAUUGUGGAGGAAACUCUGUCAGUAAAGGAGUGUCUGAUGGAGGUGAUUCGAGCGGCCGGAAUGGAGGGAGCCUGCUGGCAUUUGAGGAGGAUGGACUGGUGUGAAGAGGUUGGGGAGCCUCUCAGGGAUGAGAAUAUGUCUUUGUUGGAGGUGGGUGUGUCUAAUGGAGACACAAUGGUUCUCACUGAGGGACAGCUACCCCCCAAGGGAUUCUUAAAGCUGGGAGUGAGUUGGUGUGAGGACUCAGGCAGCGAGUGCGCACCAGUGGAUGGUGUGUGUGUGUCUGCUGAUCCAGAGCAGAAUCACACAGCUGACAGAUCACACACUACAGGGUGGGCCGGGGUGAAGUGUGGUUUUGUGGAAAUCUCUGAAGAAGCUUCAUUGCAGGAUCUCAAGUGCCAGGUGAUGACGCUGCCGGCGUUGAUGGAUGUGUGUGUGCCCACACCUGAAUUUCUCCGGGUUUGGCUUCUGGAGGAACAGAGAGCCACUAGGAUUCUCAGAGGAAACACACAAACACUCAGGAAGCUGAAGGUGGUGUGUGGAAGUGAGCUGUGUGUUCAGAAGCUGCAAUGUGAGGAAAAUCUGGGGCUGAAGGAUGUGCUGCUGAGAGUGAGGAUGGGCGUGCCAGGAGAGAGGGAAUAUUACCCCUCUAUGGAGUUCGUGUGGGAUGCUGGGCGAGACCCCUCAGCUAAGGGGCUUUACAGCUCUCUCUCUUCCCUCUACGGCAUUUUACCUGAUAACCUGCUUGUGGCCAAAUACCUGCCAGACAAACACACCUGGAUGCCCAUCCAUAACUGGACGCAGCAGGUCUCGAAACGAAAGAAGAAAAAGAAAGUGGACAGUGUUCAGGGAGCUCCGUAUUACCUCAGAGAUGGAGACAUCAUCGGUGUGAAGAAUCUGCUUGUUGACAGUAAUAAAGAGUUCAGUACGCUGCAGGAUGAACAGGCCCAGCAGAAACUCAGGGAACAAAAUGAAAGCCACAAAAAAGGAGGGCGUGGUGAGGUCAGCCAGGAGACGUGUACUGAGGGAAAGACCAGAGCAACUAAACGCAGGAAGCCUGAAGUGGCCUUGUCUAUCAAUGUGGGUGUGUUCAGAUAGUACCGCCCCAGCUAGAAAGACACACCCACCACAAACAGACCACACCGGGUCAAGGGUCAUGGCAUGAAGAAAAGGAGUGGCUCAUGGGAAAUACUGUAAAGACUUGCUGCUAGAAUAUGUUGCGGAGUCUGAAAUCAGAAUUUGUAGAUCCUCCCGCAGUGGAUUGUGGGAAGGUCUCUUGCCAGCUUACAGGACUUAGUUCUGUUUUCUACUUCAUUAGUUAUCGGUUAAAUUCUUUUUUUAAUUUUGUUUUUCUGAGAUUUUUGUAUUUUUGCAGCUUCCCUUGCUGGGAAUAUUCUCAUAUUUUGUUCAUGUGGCAUGACAGGUGUGCAGGUGUAUACAGGUGUGUGCAGGUUUGUACAGGUGUUUAGGGUUUUUUCUUAAGUUUGCUGAAGUUUCUUUAAGUUUCCUUUUGCCAGGGGAAGAAAAUAAUAAAUACACACCUUUAAAAUAAUAAAGCCUUUGUCCUGCAGCACCAAAACACUGUUAAAAUAAUGUUAAAUCUCUCCUCAAUCUGAUUGGGCAAAUUGUAAGGUGUGUUUGGUGUCAUUGAGACUGGUUUUCCACACUUCUGUCUGUGUGGAUUUUAAUAGUUAAGACGAGUUAUGAUGAACUUUGCUGUGCUGGUGAAUAUGUUGAACACAAUUGGCGGAGCAAACAGAUCAGAGUGAAAUAAAAUAAUUUACUUUAUUUUUUUUUCAUGAAAAACUUUCAGGUAUUUCAUAACAUUUUGGUUUGAUUAUCAAUUUAAUUUAAAAAUCAAAAUUAAUCAAGAAAUAAAAUUCUCUCUGAAAACUG
Molecule: messenger RNA, 4782 nt
Organism: Astyanax mexicanus (Mexican tetra)
Lineage: Eukaryota; Metazoa; Chordata; Actinopteri; Characiformes; Acestrorhamphidae
Gene: usp40
Product: ubiquitin specific peptidase 40
Exons: 32
Coding region: 205-3984 (1259 amino acids)
Biological process (GO): protein deubiquitination
Cellular component (GO): nucleus; cytosol
Molecular function (GO): cysteine-type endopeptidase activity; cysteine-type deubiquitinase activity
Source: RefSeq, a predicted model, not a curated record